UUGCAGUUAAGUGAGGCUGGAAGUUGCUCAUCGCUCCAAUGUUCGGAAAAUGUUCCGGGGACGACGGUACAAGGGUUCCGGCGAAGCUCGGGCCGUGGAUGCCAACUCCAACCCAACCACCGUCAUCAACAGUACGAAGAAGUUCAACAACUCAACGCGAAAGGGACUUGUUUCGUGGCCGUCAAAUCCGCGGAUUUAUAGGUAAGAGCAAUAUUGUACUUUCUGUCGCCUUUGUUUGCCGUUCGCAUCCAGCGUUGCUGCAGCAAAAGCAGACGGGACCAUUGUAAGAUUACGACAACUGCGACAGUCGCAUUCGACAACCUGCUACAAUAGAGUAGUCGCAAGAAGAAAGGUAUCCCCUACGACACAAGGCUGCCUGCAAAACGGAAACGUGGUCUUUCACUUCCAUAGACAUCUUCUACCAGCGCCUCGCUGCCUCAAACGCGACACCCUUUGACUCGCCAACGCCACCUCUCAUUUAUGGCUUGGAUACGAAGAUGAACUCCCUCAACAUCCUAUCGGCGCGGGUUUCGCCGCCGCCUCCGCGAAGCAACUCUUAUGGCAGCUCCCUAAGCCUAGCCGGAAACGCGCCAAUACAACCAAGAAGUCUUGCCGAGGAUGCGGUAGACGAACACCAGGAAGAGGAUGGCGCGGCAGAGGCAGGGGAAGAAACCUCCACGGAGGCAGGACACGCCGGCAUGGAUGAGAAGGCCCCAAUGCUAGAAGAUGGGAAGGCGGAUAUACAGUCGAGGCCGAGGGGCUUUGUCUUCUUCUCGAAACGAAUAGCGGCCGCGUUUGUGAACUCUAUACGAUGGGUGGUAUCGGCGAUAAUAGCGCCGGGAUUUUAUAUAAUAGCAUGUUUGUACGAUCACGACGGAAACUUCGCGCCCCUAUUCCAAGUGCGGAGGAUUGGAGGGUACUUUUGGAGAGGAGAGAUGAGCCCCGAAGGCUUGAGCAGCGAACGCAGCGCGCUCCUUGAGAAGCACGCAGCCUCAAGCAGACGGCCCUCCACAAGGCCUCAAAAGAACGCCUCGCUAUCCUCCCAGCUCUCCUCCGAAUCCGAAUCCGAGCGCGACUUGGACUCCCGCCCAACCAGCUCAGCUGGCAGACACACCCGCUCCAGAUCUCUCAAGCCGAGCGACGAGACGACACCCGCGCGCCGCUCUAUCCGCAUCAAGCUUCACAACGAAGACGCGCGGCAAAACCGCAGGCAUCGCAAAUCGCAGUCUACAAACUCGCCCAUGACACAGUCUGACGGCGCCGGUGGCGCUAGCCCUGCUCUUACUGAAAUCACACCCGCUACGCUCAAGUCCCCUACCUCGCCGCCGGCGACGCUCUCGAUGGCCAAGUACCCGCGCGCGCCUACGCCGCCGCGGCCGCUGAUCCCGAAGAGGCAGCCCAGCUAUACGAUGGCUGAGCCGAUUAACGGGCGUGCGGGGCAGAAGACACUGAUUCUUGAUCUCGACGAGACGCUGAUCCACUCCAUGGCCAAAGGCGGACGCAUGUCCACCGGGCACAUGGUGGAGGUGAAGCUCAAUACAUUCGUCGCCGCCUCCGGGGUCCCAAUUGCCGGGCCCCAACACCCUAUCCUGUAUUACGUGCACAAGCGACCUCACUGCGACGACUUCCUGCGGCGCGUGUGCAAGUGGUAUAACUUAGUGAUUUUCACGGCGUCGGUGCAGGAGUAUGCGGACCCUGUGAUUGACUGGCUAGAGCAAGAACGCAAGUUCUUUAGCGGGAGGCUGUAUAGGCAGCAUUGCACGUUUAGACAUGGGGCGUUUAUCAAGGAUCUGAGCAGUGUGGAGCCGGACUUGAGUCGGGUUAUGAUUUUGGAUAAUAGCCCGUUGAGUUACAUGUUUCACCAAGGUAUGUUGUCUGUGUGGUGGUGUUGGGGGCAGAGCUGACUGGGUUAUAGACAAUGCUAUCCCGAUAGAAGGCUGGAUUAACGAUCCGACGGAUAAUGAUCUGCUGCACUUGGUACCGCUGCUUGAAGGGCUACAGCAUGUCACGGAUGUGAGAGCGCUGCUUGCCUUGCGAGGUGGGGAGGAUGGGAAGCACAUGGUGACCUGAAUAAUGAAAGUUGUUCCCUGUUAGCAUCAAACACAAGUCCAUGUGCAAAACAAAACAGCCAGUCCUCUUCCGGUUCUUGCUCGUCUUGUAUAGCCUACGAUCAAAUGAAUUCAUAUAUACCCUCAACCAGUUCCAAACCUCAUCCCCCCAUUCGCCGACACAACCUGCCCCGUAACCCACCCCGCAUCCUUCGUACAC
Pseudogymnoascus destructans is the source of this 2268-nucleotide messenger RNA. RefSeq names its product Nuclear Envelope Morphology (gene NEM1). The record is from RefSeq and is a predicted model, not a curated record. Lineage: Eukaryota; Fungi; Ascomycota; Leotiomycetes; Thelebolales; Thelebolaceae. Bases 498 to 1904 code for a protein of 468 amino acids. Gene Ontology annotation, molecular function: protein serine/threonine phosphatase activity. The transcript has a single exon.